Messenger RNA from Aspergillus nidulans FGSC A4, 516 nucleotides. RefSeq lists its product as uncharacterized. The record is from RefSeq and is a predicted model, not a curated record. The coding region runs from base 1 to 516 and encodes 171 amino acids. NCBI's taxonomy places the organism in Eukaryota, Fungi, Ascomycota, Eurotiomycetes, Eurotiales, Aspergillaceae. The transcript has a single exon.
AUGUGCGCCCAGUGCCGGAAGCACUACAUGCUUCUUGCCCUUGAAGCCCCCGAUAUAACCUCUGGAAGACACCCGCUAGCUCUGUACGAACGCACUAGGGAUACAUACCCUGCGGUCUUUACGGCCCAAUUCCGUGUUGGCGACCCUGAAGAGACCAUCAGAAGACUUUUUAGUGAAGUUCAGCAGCGUGCCUCCCAACUCUUCAAGAAAACUGUCCAUGUUUAUGCGGACGUCCGGAUUUAUUCGUUCAGAUCCCCGGCGCAGCCCCCUGCAGUCUGGGCUAGCUUUCUCAUUGACUUUCCAGUCCUGGUUCAAGUUGAUCAAGAUUUAAAGGAUGCUAUCUUUGGUGAUGUUGCUCCGCAUGCUCAGGCUGUAGGCUGGUCUGAAGGCAUUCCUCUUGGUAUGGAGGAAGAGGACUCGGACCUAGACCCAGACGAGCAGGAUGACUUGUGCUUGUUCCGGUUACAGUGGUUCAUGAAGAGGCUUACACACUUCCCUGGUGAUGUCCGGCUUUGA